AUGAUGUCAACAUCGUCAGACUGGUACCUUCAAAAUAUUGCACCUGUUCUUCAAGGGGAAGGAGUGGCAGUGUUGGACCACUUCCUUCUUUUCCUUUCCCGGGACUUGCCAGAAGUUUAUCAGCGCCUACGGUGUAGAGUGCUCUACCACGCUUUACUUUUUACCAGUGAGACUCUGGGGCUUGGAGCGAAUGCUGUCGAAAGGCUCCACGCGGAGGGUCCUUAUGCAAUUGACUACCUCGUCAGCCUCGAAAGUGAUUUUUUUAUGACCAACAAAAGAAGCAGCAUUGCUGUCCUUCUUAGAGGACAUAGAUUUUACAUGGGGGCACAAAAGGAAACAUACCAGCCCUUUGUGCCAGCACUCCUCCCAGCACUAGCACAAGGAGCAGCUGGACAGGAAGAGUUGAGACAAAGGGUGCGUGAGCACAGAAAACAAGUGGCUGAGCUUCCCAUAAAGUCGAGUCGAUGGCACUUCUAUGAUAGGCCGUGGGAGUGUGUCUGCCACUGA
Molecule: messenger RNA, 507 nt
Organism: Closterium sp. Naga37s-1
Lineage: Eukaryota; Viridiplantae; Streptophyta; Zygnematophyceae; Desmidiales; Closteriaceae
Source: the annotation of a GenBank genome assembly